Messenger RNA from Chelonoidis abingdonii (Abingdon island giant tortoise), 6097 nucleotides. NCBI's taxonomy places the organism in Eukaryota, Metazoa, Chordata, Testudines, Testudinidae. The record is from RefSeq and is a predicted model, not a curated record.
UUGUCCGGUUGCAGAGGUGACUUUCUAUAGGGUACUGGGCCCAGCCGCAGCUGGCAGCCCCCCGGCUUGGUGCUGCUGCCCUGGGUCUGAGCUGGGGGCCUGCAGCAUGAGGCUAAGGGCUGCUGGGCUGGGACCCCGUCGCUCCUGGCCUGCAGGAGGCUGGAGUCCCGCAGCUGGUUCAGAGAGGAGACAGCAGCCUUGGACCUUUGGGGCUCUGCUUAUUUAGCAGCUUGAGCCCUGUUUUCUCUCACUCCCGGGUACAGCGGUGCCGCUGGCAUAUAGUGCCCCUCCCUGGGCCUUGCUGGGUGCUAACAGAUGCUGUCCCUGCAGAACUCCUGGGACCCUGCAACCAGCCUUUGCUGUCCCCCAUAUGAGUCACUGGGCCUGACACUGAAAUGCAGCCACUUCUGGGGUGGGAUGUGGCAGCUAUUUUAACCCUCCCCAAAGACCCCGGGGGGGGGCGGGAAAUACUAUUAAUUGAGUCUUCCUGUGUUUUUAUCCUAUGGAUCACUCUCAGAAAUAUGGACUUCCAGGGUCCCAAUCCUGGCAGCGUCCCUUGGCGGGGGGGGGCAUCAUUUCUGGGGCGCUGUUAGGUUGGGUACAUGCCACAUCUUUCAGGCUGUGCCCAAUCCCAAAGGCAGAGCCGGCCUCCCAUCCCAGGCCCCUCGCCUCGGCAUUUGGGCAGAGAGAGCUGCAGGCCGCAUGAGUGUCCCGGCUUCCCACCUCUGAGCUCCCUGUCUCCCAGCCCCUCAGUUUGCAUUUUGAGCCCCAGAGCUAGCGAGAGAAUCCCGCCCCGGGAGCCUGGGGUAAACCCUGCCUCUCCUGCUGCUGCCCAGCCUCAGGCGGCUCGGAUGGACCUGACUGGCUCACGGUGGGGGCCAGUUUCGGAGGUUUCUGGUGCAUUUCACAGCAGAAACGCUGCUGAGCUGUGGCCCUCGGGAGGCAGCUGCUGGGCUCGCUGGGGAGCCCCUGUCCUCCCGCGCUUGGACCCCGCAGCACCAGGGCGGCUCCCUGAGGCCACUCAAGUGACACCUUCCCAUUGCGGGAGAAGACACGGCCCCUACAUUGUCUGGGCACCUCUUUAGCUCACCUAGGGGAGGGACAGGGGCCAGGAUCCCAGGUCUAACCCUAGCUCUGGGCUCGGUGGACUAGUGGUUAGAGCAGGGGGCUGGAGCCAGGAUUCCUGGGUUCUCUCCGCAGCUCUGACUCACUGUGUGCUGUCUGACUAAGCCCCUUCUCCAUCUGUGUCCCCAUCUGUAGCCUGGGGGUACCAGUGAGUGUCCCUGUGCCCGGGACUCAGCGCUGCCCUGUGCCUAGGAGCUGAGCCCGCCAGGCACAGGCCUGAGCUCAGACCUCGGCAGGGAGGAGCCAGGUCUCUGCAGGGCCCCCUAGGCCCUGCCCCGUGGGCCAUGGGGGCUGUUCACCCUGUUGAGGCCGGCACUGAGGCGGGGCCCUCCUUCCGUUCUUCCAGGUGUGGGCUAGUAUUGGCCGCGGCGAACUCACAGCUGCGGAGGACGGAGCCGCCGACACUUCCAGGGCAAGGGAGCCCGGCCAUGAGUGCAGGAGGGCAGCGUGCGCGCACUUAACGCCAGCAUGUUCGCAGCCAUGAGCAGGUACCCGAGUGAGGCCGGGGCACAAUGAAUGGUGGUGAUGAGCCCGCUGGUGGAGAUCCAGGUGGGUGCCCGGUGGCUGUGCCUGUGGGCUGGCAGCGGAAGGUGGAGGAGGGCGCCGUGCGCUAUAUCAGUCCUAGUGGCACGAAUCUCACCUCGCUGGAGCAGACCCGCGCCUACCUCCUGACAGACGGCACCUGCAAGUGCGGCCUGGAGUGUCCGCUCAACGUGCGCAGGGGGACCGGGCUGAGCCAGACGUACCACUCGGCAUCGCCAGACCGCCAGCAGCCAGCGCCUUUUGGGAGGUUGCCUGGUGUCGGAGGGCAGCCGGUCCACAAGCCCCAGCCCGUGGAGAAGGCCCCAGCGGAUCCCUGCCUGGCCUGCCCCGGAGACCGUCCACCAGCACCCGGCCAGCCAGCAUCGUCCUGCCCACGUUCACCACAGCGCCCUCUUCAGGGGACGUCUUCCCGGCAGGACGCCCUGCGUCAGCUCUCAACGCUGGCCAGCUCUGCUUGGUUGCCCGUCAGGCCUGACCAAGCCUACGUGGUAUUAGUGGCCAAGCGAGUUUUACAUUCAAACCGGUGGCCAUGGGGUGGUCCCGCCGGGGGGGGCCGGGGCGGGGUGACAGGCAUUAACAAGCUGUGCAACGACCGCGGAAACUGUCGCAUGGCCAUCUUGUACCGCAGCAGGAGAACGCCGCCGGCCUGCCGCACCCGGGCCCAGCCCGGGCGCCCGGCCUUCCCCCUGCAGAGCUUUGGCCUGGAGCCCCUGGACGCGGCCCCCCGGCCCUUCCCCCUCGGCUCCCCCGCCAGCCUCCCCUUCCCCCCACCGGACGAGAUGGUGCCAUCUGCUGCCCCCAGCCCACUGGGGAAGCCUCCGGUCCCCGCCACGCUGCCCCCUGAGGGGGCCCCCGCCUGGAGCAGCCGCACCUGCCCACUGCCCGCAGGCGCCUCCCUCGGCAGGCUGGCAGCCUCCACCACGCUCUCCUCCGUCUCAUCGCCAGGGGGCAGCGCCGAGUUGUCCCCCCAGUGCUCCCGCCCCUCCUCCACCUCCUCCGAGCCUGGGGGGCCCCCGCUGGCUCCCCAGCCCCCUGCAGGGCCCCCCCAGCCCUGCAAGGACGAGGCGCCCCCCAGCAAUGCCUUAGCCAACCAAAGCAGCAAUAACCCACCAGUGCCCUUAGGCGCCAUGCCCGAGGGCAAGGGGCCACCUGGCUUCCUGGGCCUGCCCCUGAGCCAGCUGCUUCAGCAGCCGGGUGCCCCCUCCUUCCCUGCCAGCAGCCUGCUGAGCGCAGCUGCCAAGGCCCAGCUGGCCAGCCAGCAGCGCGCUGACGAGCCCCCCUCUAGCACUUUACCCGGGCGCCUGCUGGGCUCCAACGUGCUGCUCUCCGUGGUGGGCGGGCGGGCGCUGCCCAAGCCCCGGCGCCAGCGCCGCGCACCCACCGUGCUGCGCCUGCUGAAGGACUCGCAGCAGGGCCCUGCCGGGCCAGAGGAGGCCCCCGCCCACCGGGCCUGGCCCAGAGAGCAGCCCCCUCGGCCGCCCCCGGGGGGCGCCCCACCACCCGGAGAGGCCAAGGGCAGCCCCCUGGCCCCUCUCGCCCCCAGCCAGCCGCUGUCGUCCCUGCUGAGCCUGCUGGGCACCCAGCCCCCUGGCCUGCCCCCGUUGCCCCUGGGUGACAGCCCCCCCAGCCUCCUGCCCUCCUUCCAGGACUUCAACAGCCAGCUCCUCAGCCUCUUCAGCCAGCUGGCCUCCGCCUCCUCUGACCUGGCCUCAGGGAGCACCCCCCAGCCGAAAGCGCCCGCCCCCAGCAGCACCGCAGGUGCCACCGUCUUGCCAGCCGCCACCAAAGCAGCCUCGGGCUCUGGCCCCUGCAGUGGCGCCGGGGAGGGCAGCCUGGGGGGCCAGCGGGGCCUGCCGCCCCCGGCCCCCGAGCCCUUCCCCUUCCUGGGCCAGGAGCAAGUGCUGCCCUUCGGAGGCUCCCUGCCCCCUGGCCUCCUCCAGGGCGGCUUCCUCGGCUCCUUACCCUUCUCCCUGGCCCUGAGCCAGCCACAGCUGCUGGGCUGCCCGGGGCAGGGGGAGGCACCACUGCCCGCCCUGGGCCUGCCGGGCGAGCCCGAGGGGCAGGUGCUGCAGACUCUGCUCAUGGCCUCGCUGCUGCAGAGCCAGCCUCAGUCGCCCCUGCUGCCCCUGGGGGGCCUCGGCCUGCCUGGCUUGGACCUGCUCCAGCAGCCCAGCAGCCUCCUCCCGGCCCUGCUGCCCCUGCCGGACCCGCCCUGCCAGGGGGACCUCCCGGAUGGGCCCCUGCAGCCCCUGCUCUUCCCGGCGCUGCCCGCCUCGCCCGCCGUCUUAGCUUUAAACUCGGCUCUGCUGGCAGCCGGCCUGGCAGCCCCCGACACCCAGCCUGGCAUCGCCGGCUCCCCCAUGGCACCUACCUCGACUGGCACGAUGCCCACGACUACUGAGGCCCCCGAGCCCCCUGGCGCCUUUGGCAGUGCCCCAGUGCCCCCCAGCUCCUCCGGGAGGCUCCACCCGCUGCUGCCCCCGCUGGUCAGCCCGCUGCUGAGUGCCGCGCUGCUGGGUGACCUGUCGGCGCUGGGCCCUCUGGGGGCCGCCGGGGGCCCCAUGCUCCAGAGCCAGCCGCAGUUGCUGCCUCCUGCCCUCCCAGCGCCCCUGGGCUUCCAGCUCUUCCAGGCCCAGCCCCCCGUCCUGAGCCCACUGGGCAGCUCCAGCCCCCUGGCCUGCCUCCUGCAGCUCAGCCCCGGGUUCAGCGCCCCUGAGAAGCCAGCGCCGGCACCAAGCGAAGGCCCCUCCCCGAACCCGCCCAGCGUCCCGGAGCCCGAGCCGCCAGCCCCCUUCACCCCCUUCUGCACGGACGCUGCCCCUCCUGCGCUGCCAAGUGCCUUAGACUCCCCUGCAGUGCCCAGGGCCACAGACUGCCCGGCCACAAGCCCCCUGGAGCCAGCCGGGCCGGGCCAGCAGGGAGCGCUGGGCUUUGCCACCCCCGUGGGGCAGCUGGAGAGAGGCGCCGCAGGACCCCCCUGCUGCAGGACCCCCCUGAAACGGGCCCGGCACAGCGGGGAGGGGCUGAAUGGCAACAUCCCCCCCCGGGCAACGCCCCGCAGAACGAAGAGCGCCUGCCGUGGGGCCAGGCGAGGCCGUGGGGCCUGGGGGAGCCGGCGGCACUUCAAUGGGCAGGCGGGUGAGCCGGGCGAGAAGGCAGCACCCUCGGGGCACCUGCCCCACCCGGCCUGGAGAUGCAACGGUGAGAUCCCGGUGCCAGGCACGGCCAGCCCGCUGGCCCCCAGCAAAGCAGAGGAGAUAAAGGUACGGAACAGGGGGCCCCUCUGGGCAGGGCAGGGGCCCGGGCAGAGCCAGGGGGGGAGCCAGUGCUGUGCCCGACCCAGCCACGUCCUUUGUCUUUGCAGGGGAACCCUGGGAGGCUGCGCCCAUCACGCCGGGGCCGGAGGAGGAAGGUCAGUGCCCCCCGGCCUAGCACCCGCCUGGAGACACCACGAGCGAGGGGCCCAACCGCUGAGCCAGGCUCCGUCCCCACUGAGGACGGUCCCCCCGGGCGGCGCCCCCGACCUGGCCGCCCUGCCAAGAACCGCCGCAGGAAGCUGGUGACGUAGCCUUGGCCCAGAGGUACCCGGGGAGGUGAAGCCGAGCAAGGCCCGGCCACCCACAGCCAGGAACGAGCCCCCACUGGGGGUGCCCUGUGGACAGUGGGGGGGCCCAGAGCAGGUGCCGUUGCUGGCAAUGGGCACUUCCCUCUCCGCCCAGCAGGAGGCAGUGCUGGGCCAUGGCCUGCCAAAGCACUUCUGAAGCCAUUCUGCAAUACAGUGAAAUGCCAGGGAGGUGUGGCAGCGCUACGGGGGGGCACGAGCCUGUGCUGCCCCCAGACUGGGGCUAGGGCUCCCAACUGCUGCCAUUCUGCCCCCCCCCUCGGUAGCAAGGCUGGGGGGGAGGGCUCCUCCCCUACCUCAGGCCUGCGGGUCUCAGCAGGGCCAGGAAUGCCUCAGGGGUUAGCUUACCGCACGUCCCGCUCACCAAAAACCUCCCUGUGCCCCUCGCCGGGGGGCAAUGGUACAAAGCAAUAAGCGUGGCCCCAGCCCAGGCACAGGCAGAGCCCGGGGGUGCCUGGCCUGGGACGCCGGCUGGGGCAUGGGGCGAUCCAGGCCCCAGCCCCCUUUCUCCUUGUUUUGAACUCCUCCGAGAACACUCAGGUCUGGUGGCUGGCGGGGCCCGGCCGCAGCGCCAGCGCCACCCACCCACCCACACUACGGGCUCCCAGGCUGCUGGUGGGAAUUAUGCAAAGCGGGGGCUGGGCCCUGCCCCCCCUCACCGACAGGGGCCUUGCUUUUGUAGAUGCUGGAACUGGCGCUUUUCCAUGGGAGUCACUUAAUUUAACAGCUGGGGGCCAAGCGCCGCUGGCUCUUCCGCGGGGAUUUGGGGUGUUUUGUAUCAAUUUAUUAAAAUGUGUAUUUAAAAGC